ACAAGAGGCCCAAACCUAGUACCAGUCCAAAUUUCCUUGUUCGUUUUCCAUAGAGAGUUCAAGUUUCAAGUUUCAAGUUUCAACAAACCCUUUGAGUUUGAGAGGUAGAAACCCAUCCAAAAAAAGAAGCAAUGGAAGGUGAGAAACCAACAACGCUAGUGUGCACAGUGUUAGCCAUAAACCACACCAACUUAUGCUACAGGGUCUGCGCUGUCUGUGAGAGGACUCGCCCUGACAACGAUCCCACUUCUCUCUGCAAAUUCUGCAACUUCAAUGCCUUCAACUCCGUCUCCUCUGCUUCCAAACGCCUCUUCCGUGUCCUUAUGUCAAUAGCAUCAGAUACAAAGGUGUUCACGGUGAUAUGCUUUGACAGAAUGGCUAAAGUUAUUUUUGGGUGCUCUGCUGAUGAGUUCUUUGACUUUGCCAAGCUUCAUCCUUUUGCUGCUGUAUCUGCUAGUAGAAUUCUUGAGGGAGAGAUGUUUAAAAUGACACUGUCCAAACCAAAGAAUGGUAAUGCACAACAUCUGCGAGUUGUUUCCAUUGUUCCAUUGAGAACAGGUUUUCAGCCAGCAAUUGAGACAUUAAGAAAAUUAUAUGGAAAACGAGUUGGUUGUUAACUGUUUUCGCUUAUUGUAUCUAUCACUGGGACUUCUAUGUACUUAUCUAAGGUUGAAGGACUCUGUCAUUUCGUCUUAUACUUGGGAGGGCUGGUUUAGAUGCCUUGUCUCAGUGUUAGAGGGAUUUAAGAAAAACAAAAGCCAAAAUCAAAAAAGAAGAAGCAAGAUUUACUCAGUGGCUGUUUCUCACAGGUAUUUAGACUGGGAUUGUUGAUGAUUUUGUGAUCAAAUUAGUUUCUAAUGUAUGAGACCUCAUCUUUGGGGUGCAAAUCAUGACGAGAUACAAACAUAUAUGGUAAAACUACAAUUUUCUCCCCUCUUAAUGAGAUCCAGCCUUUGUACAAAUUAUAAUCAAAGACCAUAUAUCAUGUUCAACUGAGUUUUAGUUAA
Messenger RNA from Quercus robur (English oak), 1007 nucleotides. RefSeq lists its product as uncharacterized. The record is from RefSeq and is a predicted model, not a curated record. NCBI's taxonomy places the organism in Eukaryota, Viridiplantae, Streptophyta, Magnoliopsida, Fagales, Fagaceae. The transcript has 3 exons. The coding region runs from base 132 to 617 and encodes 161 amino acids.